Molecule: messenger RNA, 248 nt
Organism: Euleptes europaea (tarantolino)
Lineage: Eukaryota; Metazoa; Chordata; Lepidosauria; Squamata; Sphaerodactylidae
Gene: ATOX1
Product: antioxidant 1 copper chaperone
Exons: 3
Coding region: 2-208 (68 amino acids)
Biological process (GO): copper ion transport
Cellular component (GO): cytosol
Molecular function (GO): copper chaperone activity; metal ion binding
Source: RefSeq, a predicted model, not a curated record
CAUGCUUAAACACGAGUUUUUUGUAGACAUGACCUGUGAAGGAUGCUCCAAUGCUGUCACCCGUGUUCUCAACAAGCUGGGAGCUGUACAGUUUGAUAUUGAUCUACCCAACAAGAAAGUGACUAUAGAAUCAGAACACAGCACUGAUACCUUGUUGGAAACACUGAAGAAAACUGGGAAAAAUACCUCCUACCUUGGAGAAAAGUAACUGCAUAGGAUGGCUUGUCUGGUGGAGCUGCUGGGUUGCA